Messenger RNA from Chiroxiphia lanceolata (lance-tailed manakin), 1438 nucleotides. RefSeq names its product protein phosphatase, Mg2+/Mn2+ dependent 1F (gene PPM1F). The record is from RefSeq and is a predicted model, not a curated record. Gene Ontology annotation, cellular component: cytosol. The transcript has 7 exons. The coding region runs from base 1 to 1308 and encodes 435 amino acids. Gene Ontology annotation, molecular function: cation binding; protein serine/threonine phosphatase activity. Lineage: Eukaryota; Metazoa; Chordata; Aves; Passeriformes; Pipridae. Gene Ontology annotation, biological process: protein dephosphorylation; negative regulation of protein kinase activity.
AUGGCGCGGGCACCGCCGGUGUCCGCCGCUCCCCUCGGCUCCUUCCUCCGGGACUUCCCGGCCCCGCUGGGCCCGGGCGAGCCGCUGCCGUGGAGCUCCGCGGGGAGCGGCGCCCUGAGCAGGGCCGAGGUUCCCGGCGCGCUGGCCGAGCGGGCGAGGAGCCUGUUGGGCGACAGAGGUGUUUCACCACUUCUUGCAGCGUCGUUGAUCCAUGCUGCCGUUGAUGAAGUUCUCCAAACAGACUUGACUGAAUUUAAGCUGCAAAAUGUGGAAACAGAGGGAGAAGGAGAUGAGGAAAGGUUCACCUUGCUGGAUGGGGAGUCGCUGCAGCGCUGCUUCUUUAACAAGCUUCGGGACAUUUGCUCUGAGUGGCACAAGCAGUUGCCAUCACUGAGACCCCUGGAGCGGUUCCUGCUUGUUUCCAUUCACGCCAUCCGUAACACUCGACGGAAAAUGGAGGAUCGCCACGUUCUGCUCCCAGAGUUCAACCAGCUGUUUGGUUUAUCAGAUGAUGUUGACCGUGCUUACUUUGCGGUAUUUGAUGGCCAUGGUGGAGUGGAUGCUGCCAAUUACUCAGCAACCCAUUUACAUGUAAAUGUUGGGUUACAUGAAGAGAUUGUUAAGAAUCCAGCUGAGGCCUUGAAAUGCUCUUUCCAGAAAACAGAUGAAAUGUUUCUUUUCAAAGCCAAAAGAGAGAAGCUGCGGAGUGGCACAACAGGGGUAUCUGCGUUGAUUGUAGGGAACAAACUGCACAUAGCAUGGCUGGGGGACUCACAGGUGAUGCUGGUGCAGCAAGGAAAAGCUGUGACAUUAAUGGAACCUCACAAACCAGAAAGAGAAGAUGAGAGAGCACGGAUUGAGACUCUGGGUGGCUGUGUAACCUACAUGGACUGCUGGCGGGUUAAUGGUACCUUGGCUGUUUCCAGAGCAAUUGGUGACAUAUGCCAGAAGCCCUAUAUCUCUGGGGAUGCAGAUGGAGAUUCCUUUGAGCUGACUGGUUCAGAAGAUUACUUGCUCCUGGCCUGUGAUGGAUUCUUUGAUGCCAUCAAGCCCUAUGAGGUUGUAGACUUGGUCCUGGAGCACUUAAUGCAGACCAAAGGAGAGGGGCUCAAAGCAGCAGAAAGACUGGUGGCUGCUGCCAAGGAGAACGGAUCCAGUGACAACAUCACUGUUCUAGUGGUGUUCUUGAGGCAUCCCCAGGACAUCUUGUCAGACUGUCUCAGAGACCCGAAGAGCCUUGGGGCUGAUGAUGAUGCUCAGAGCUCGCCCUUUAAUUUCCUCGGCUGCAAGCCAGCAGCCACACAGUGACAGAGUCUGUUUAGUCCAGAAUGGUCAGAUAAAUUCACAUAAGGAACUACUUUCCACUGAAGAAGCCUCUAAUACAGUAGGCAAAAUGUAUCAGGAAAGAAUGACAAAUGGACAAACAUGGAACAGAAAG